CAGAGACAAACAAGUCCACUUCCCGGUAAGUCUCCGGAGAGAUCGUCUUCUAAACCAGCAGGAGCACUGGGAGCUGCGGUCAUGGUGUCCUGCGCUCUGGUCCUGGUUCCUCUGUGGAUCCUCAGUCUGAGUGGAGGCUGCCGGGCCGAGGAGCUGCCCAGGGAGGCCUUGUUGUCCUGGUUCGGUGGUCGGGUUCUGGAGGGCCUCGGGCUGGAAGAGCCUCCCCUGGCCUCUGCGCAGGGCCCCGAUGUGGACCCGGACCAGCAGGAGGGAGCGAGGCCCCUGCAUGUGAGGCCCCCGAGGAGCAGGAGGACCUGGGAGGACCAGGAGACCAGUCCCCCCCAGGACAAGUCUCAGAUUAUUCUCUUCCCCAGUCCUGACUCGUCUUGUGGCUCAGAAACCUCCGGGACCCACUUCAUGUAUCAUUUCCAGCCGUCGCUGAGCGGGCAGGAGGCCGUGGUCACCGCUGCCCACUUCUGGUUCUACGCCGGUGAAGGAGGCAACAUGUCCGCUCCGCUCUUCAUCCUCACCUCAGCGCCGCAGCUCCUCCAGGCCGCGGAGGCCCCGUCUCAGAGGAGCCCAGACGGGUGGACCACCUACGACCUGGAGCGGCCGGCUCUGGCCUCGGUGGCUCGGGGUCCCUUCGUCCUCCAGGUCCGCUGUCCGGCCUGCGAGUGCCACGCCGACCAACCAGACAAGACGCCCUUCCUCGACCUGAGCGCUCAGCCACGUGCUCGGGUCAAAGCUCGCCGCCAUGCGCCGCUCAACGUUCCCUGGUCUCCCUCUGCCGUGGACCUGCUGCAGCGCCCCCCUGUGGAGAGGCCGGAGCACAGCGACUGCCAGCGAGCGCACGUGGAGAUCAGCUUCCAGGAGCUGGGCUGGGACAACUGGAUCGUCCAUCCCACCACGCUGACCUUCUACUACUGCCACGGGAACUGCUCGGCCGGGGAUCGAACCACCGCCGCGCUGGGCAUCAGGCAGUGCUGCGCCCCGGUGCCGGGGAGCAUGAGGUCCCUGAGGAUCACCACCACGUCCGACGGAGGAUACUCGUUCAAGUACGAGACGCUGCCCAACAUUAUACCCGAAGAGUGUACUUGUAUCUGAAGGGCAAAGGUCAAAGGUCGAGUGCACACAACUCACACAAGGACCUUUCUCUUCAUCCCAGUGUUGGUUGUGUGUUUUAUUAGUUUUAACAGUUAAUACACAAAAUAAUCACCACACUCAACACAACUCACAUUAGGUAGUCUUCCAUUUCCUGUGUGCAUUGCAUUGUGGGAAGUCUCCAGCAACAGCACAUCACAGCUCUAUGUUAUUAUCAAGUGUUAUUUUGUAUUUCUUCUUUUUACUUCACUUAGUUUUAUCAUGUUUAUUGUUCUUGAUGUAAGAGUAAAAUGAAAGGCUGCAUUGUGUUGCUUCCUCUCACCUGUGGAGGGCGCUGUUUGCUCACAUUUAAACUGCAUCGUCACGUUCUGAUGUCAUUUGAUCUGUAAUUGUUUUCUAUAAUAAAUCAGUGGUUAGAACCUG
Molecule: messenger RNA, 1524 nt
Organism: Platichthys flesus (European flounder)
Lineage: Eukaryota; Metazoa; Chordata; Actinopteri; Pleuronectiformes; Pleuronectidae
Gene: inha
Product: inhibin subunit alpha
Exons: 2
Coding region: 82-1104 (340 amino acids)
Biological process (GO): SMAD protein signal transduction
Cellular component (GO): extracellular region
Molecular function (GO): cytokine activity; growth factor activity
Source: RefSeq, a predicted model, not a curated record